AAAACAAUAACAAAAGUAGCACGUGGUGUUUGCACUUUUUUACGGGGUCUGGCUGACGGGUCGUUGUGCCUCUUUCACACCUUCCUUGGCGUAAAUCUAUCAAGAACCCUGUAAAGCAGGUAUUUGGGCUAUGGCAGAUACAGUCGGAAAAGUUAUCAGCUGUAAAGCUGCUGUUGCUUGGGCUGCCAAGGAGCCUUUAAAGAUCGAGACAGUAGAAGUUGAUCCUCCCAAAAAAGGAGAAGUACGUAUCAAGAUAGUUGCAACUGGAGUUUGUCAUACUGAUGCGUAUACAUUAAGUGGUGCAGAUCCUGAAGGUGUGUUUCCAGUGAUACUAGGUCAUGAAGGAGGUGGAAUUAUCGAGAGUAUUGGUGAGGGUGUAACAUCGGUAAAGCCAGGGGAUCAUGUGGUGCCCUUGUACAUACCACAGUGCUAUACAUGCAAAUUUUGUAAAUCUACGAAAACAAAUCUGUGCAGUAUUGUACGGUCAACACAAGGAAAAGGUCUAAUGCCUGAUGGAACAAGUCGAUUCAAAUGCAAUGGAAAAGAAUUAUUUCAUUUUAUGGGCUGUAGCACUUUCAGUGAGUACACUGUGUGUGCAGAGAUAUCAGUUGCUAAGGUUGCUGACAAUGCUCCUCUUAACAGAGUAUGCUUGUUGGGUUGUGGAGUGUCCACUGGAUAUGGUGCAGCAUUGAAUACUGCAAAGGUCGAAGCUGGUUCUAACUGUGCAGUGUGGGGUAUUGGCUGUGUUGGAUUGGCUACCAUAAUGGGCUGCAAAGAAAAAGGUGCAUCCAAAAUAUAUGCAAUUGAUAUCAACCCGGACAAGGAGAAGGUGGCAAAAGAGUUCGGCGCCACAGAUUUUAUUAACCCAAAGGACCACGAUCAACCAAUACAGCAAGUCUUGCAAGAAUUGACAGAUGGAGGGUUAGAUUAUACAUUUGAGUGUGUCGGUAACGUGCACACAAUGAGGGCUGCGUUGGAGUCGUGCCAUAAAGGAUGGGGACAAUCCAUUAUUAUGGGUGUGGCUGCCUCUGGGCAAGAAAUCAGCACAAGGCCGUUUCAGCUGGUCACUGGAAGAGUGUGGAAGGGAUCUGCAUUCGGAGGUUGGAAAAGUCGUGACAGUGUACCGAAGCUGGUUGAUAGGUACAUGAAGAAGGAGUUGAAAGUGGAUGAGUUUGUCACUCAUAACUUCACUCUGGAUAAAAUUAAUGAUGCUUUUACUGCUAUGCAUGAAGGACACUGUAUCCGUUCAAUCGUCGAUUUUUAAAAGAAUGGUCGAUGCAACCCAAUCGAUUCAGUUUUGCUACUGUUCUGUUAAUUAUUGAAGCGAAUUUAUUUGAUUCGUUAUUUUUGGAUAAAAUAUAGAUCAAAGAAUAUUCUUAACUUUGUUUUUUUGUAUAAAAGAUAGAUUUAAUUUUGUAUUUCGUAUAAUAGUUAUUGAUUUAAAGAUCAUUUGCUUUUAUGCAAAGUGGAUAA
Hydractinia symbiolongicarpus is the source of this 1473-nucleotide messenger RNA. RefSeq names its product alcohol dehydrogenase class-3 chain L-like. Lineage: Eukaryota; Metazoa; Cnidaria; Hydrozoa; Anthoathecata; Hydractiniidae. The transcript has 9 exons. Gene Ontology annotation, molecular function: S-(hydroxymethyl)glutathione dehydrogenase [NAD(P)+] activity; zinc ion binding. Gene Ontology annotation, biological process: formaldehyde catabolic process. The record is from RefSeq and is a predicted model, not a curated record. Bases 131 to 1264 code for a protein of 377 amino acids. Gene Ontology annotation, cellular component: cytosol.